CGAAGAUCCGCUCGGAACGCCACGCAUGCGUGUGCACACGCGCGCCUAAUCACGAAUCAUCGUCAGCACAUUAAAAACAUAAAGGUGAAUUGAAUUCUAAAUAGAUGUCAGCCUCCUGAAUAGAUGAAUUUAAAUUUAUCGUUUUACACACAUAGAUAGAACAGUAUUGAACUGUAUAGUCAGCUGUACAUUUUUUAUCUCAAUAGUUAGGUAACAAAUGUGGAUAAAAAAUUCAUUUUAGUAUAUUUUUUGCUAGCGUAUCACCGGUAAAUAGUAAAUUAUGUAUACACGUGCAGAAUCAGCAUGAAAUAUUCAGUACCUCGGAUUAUCUUCGAAAAAUUACUCGUGAGAAAAAAAGCAAUUAAAAUAUUUUUUGUCAAUAAAUUUUAUCCUCUAAUUUAAUUUGCGCCCGCUUUCGGACGUUCUCGUAACUUGAAUGCAGUUCAGCCACGCCGUCUGAUGCACCGUAUAUAUGUGCGCAUUGAAUUCACACUCGUAGUCAUCGUUCGUCUUCGCUGGUAAUAACUGCAGAAUUACUCGGAUGCGCGCGCAUCGAGGAUAAAUUCCUUUCACUGCACUUUCGAAACGGCAUCUCUGUCGCAGCGACUUUCGUUUCGACGAAGCGUUAAUAAUUCGUAGCCAAUUUCGGCGUGAUCAUACGAGAAACGAAGAAAGUACGUCCUUUUCACGCGUGAAAAUGUUUUUUUCCAAAGUAUGUAAACGUAUGAAACGCAAUAAUGUCAUGUUUUUUGACACGUGAAUUUCGCGCGUCACUUCUUCGAAGGUCAUUUGUGUAUCACACGAGAUGGACUGAGUGAGAAAAAGUAAGCCGUACGAAAUAGAGAGAGACAAACGAUCACAAUAUCCCGUAAAGUAUACGCAAAAGUCCACAUUCGUAAAUUUCACCUCGUGUUUGUCGUGCCGUAACAUCAACCUCGGUGACAUGAACAAACUGACAAGUCAAGAUGAGGCCCACAUGACAACGCCUGAACUAAUUAAAGCACAUGGCUACAUAGCUGAAACUCAUCAAAUUUGGACAGAAGACGAUUAUUGUCUGAAUGUGCAUCGUGUGCUUCCACCGAAUGAUCAAAUGCCAUCGAUGUUAUUAAAUAUUGAUGCCCCACACGCUAUCAUAGAUACCAAGACAACAAUUAUUAAUGAUAACAAAAAUAGUGACUUGUCAGCUUCCUCCAAUUGUCACAGAGUCUUGGAAACUCUUGAAUCUUGUAGUACAAAUAAUUCAAAAUUACCAGUUAUUAUAAGCCAUGGGCUCAUAUCAAGUUCUGCAGAUUGGGUGCUGUUAGGACCUCACAAAGCUCUCGCAUACACUCUUUGUGACAAUGGAUUCGAUGUUUGGCUCGCAAAUGCUCGUGGAAAUACCUAUUCCAAGUGUCACAAAUAUUACUCAACUAAAGAUAGAGAAUUUUGGAAUUUUAGCUGGCACGAGAUUGGAUACUACGAUAUACCAGCGAUGAUAGAUUAUGUCUUAGAGAAAACUGGUCAUUCCCAAUUAUAUUACAUCGGCCACAGUCAGGGUACAACCGCGUUCUAUGUUAUGGGAAGCGAAAGGCCAGAAUACAACGCUAAAGUCAAGACAAUGAUCAGUUUGGCGCCUAUAGCAUUCUUAUCAAAUCAAAGAAGCCCCCUUUUGAAAUUGAUCGUACAUUUUUAUAGUUUAAUGGAGUGGGGAUCCCAUAUUUGUAACAUACAUGAAUGGUUUCCUCGUAACAAGUGGCAAACGCGUAUAAUGAGCACCUUCAUGCGCAAUGCUCCUUGCAUGGUGACAAAAGGUUUCUGCAGUUGUUGGUUUUAUCUUAUCGCCGGAUUUGGUAGUGAUCAGCUCGAUAAAUCCAUGUUGCCUUUAAUAUUCGGACAUUUCCCAGCAGGCAGUUCAACAAAACAAAUAAUUCAUUACAGUCAGAUAAUAAUCUCUGAAUCUUUUCGGAAGUUUGAUUAUGGCUCUAAAGAAAAUCUGGCGCUCUAUGGAUCCACUCAACCACCUAAAUAUAGACUUGAAAGAAUAAAAGUACCUAUAGCGAUCUUUUAUAGCGAGAAUGAUUUUUUGGCUGAUUAUGCCGAUAUUCAAAAACUAGUUACUAGAUUACCAAAUGUUAUACAAGUUAAAAAGAUAGCGUAUGAAAAAUUUAAUCACAUUGAUUAUCUUUGGGGUCGUGAUGCGAGGACAUUUCUAUACAACAGUAUUGUCGCUAUAUUAAAGAAAUUUUAAUAAUGAUAUUAUAAUAAUGUUUAUAAAAAUAUGAUUUGUUUGCAUGAACACAAAAAUCAAGUCAAAAAUAUCGUUUACAAUAUAUAUUGGUUAUCGAUGGAAAUUAUAGCUAAUAUAAUUUUAUCAUAAGGAAACGAUGCCAAGAAAAAGCAGUAAAACAUGAAUUUUAAAAAAUAAAAAAUGAUGCACUGUUUAAAAACAAUUUUUUAUAUUUAAACAUGGAAUUGUUUA
Linepithema humile (Argentine ant) is the source of this 2458-nucleotide messenger RNA. NCBI's taxonomy places the organism in Eukaryota, Metazoa, Arthropoda, Insecta, Hymenoptera, Formicidae. The record is from RefSeq and is a predicted model, not a curated record.